Fonsecaea nubica is the source of this 1359-nucleotide messenger RNA. RefSeq lists its product as hypothetical. Bases 1 to 1359 code for a protein of 452 amino acids. The record is from RefSeq and is a predicted model, not a curated record. The transcript is spliced from 2 exons. Gene Ontology annotation, molecular function: protein binding. Lineage: Eukaryota; Fungi; Ascomycota; Eurotiomycetes; Chaetothyriales; Herpotrichiellaceae.
AUGAACCAAGCAGCCUCGACCCGAACGCAGAGUCCGCGAGUGGAGGAGCACGCAGCCGCAGCCGCAGCACAAAAGGGGAAGUCAAAGGUCAGAAUUACCGCCAGCGAUGGAUCAAGGCGGGAGGCCGUUGCAAUAAAACAAGAGAAGGCCGCAGUAGUGAGCAACGGCCCCGCCGAGCCCGAGGAGCCACCAGUGGAAGUCGAGGACGACGGCGAGGGCGACGAGGAAGAGGAAGAGGACGAUGAUGAUGACGAUGACGAGGUAGACAACUUCACCACUUCCGAGAUCGUCACCGUCCACGUCGGCCCCAAGCGCAAACGUUUCCAUCUCCAUCGCGAUCUCAUCUGUGAACGCUCCCCCUUCAUGGAGAAGUGCCUCCAAAAGAACCGGUUCGACGAGGGUUAUAAGAACGAAAUGUACCUUCCAGAGGACGACCCAAAGGCCUUCAGCAUAGUGGUGGAAUGGAUAUACAGAGGAAGACUGCCUUCUUUUGGGACCAGUGCGGGCAGUGGUGGCAGUGCCGUGGCUGCGAGGGGUCUCUGCGGGUUGGAUAUGUGUGAUAUAUCUGCUGCGUAUUGCAUGGCGGAUAAAUUCGGCAUGGAGGAACUGCAGAAUGGAAUCAUGGAUUGCAUACGGACGCAUUAUCGAUUGAGUGCCAGUUCCGGUACCAGCACCAGUGCGAGCACGAGUGCCAGUGCCAAUGGAAAUGGGCACAAUCAUAGUCACUUCCAUCACAUCAUCAAUUGCGGACACAGCAGCAGAGAUUCCACCCGGACGAGCCUCGUCCCAAGCCUGUCAGGAACAGCUGCAGACAGAGAUGCUCACGCAGGAUCCGACUCAUCAUCACACCUGGUGCCCCGUCCAAGCUAUGCGGCUCUCGCUCUCGUCCACCUCCAUGGACCACACAAGUCGCCGCUGAAACGAUUCUUCAUCGAGCACCUCGUCCAUCACAUGAUGACCUUUCCGCGUCAUUACCAUGACCAUCUCAGGAAAAACGUCGGGGAGGACAGCCGCGCAGAGUUUGAAGAGCUCUUCAAGAUCCCGGAAUUGUCGCUGUUGAUCAUGCGCAAGGUAUGGCAAUGGCAGAUCGAAAAGUUUGGCGACCCGGCGAGGGACAAGGGCUGCGCGUACCACGUUCAUUCCACCACGCAAUGCGAGUCAAAACCGAGGUCGACAUCUGCCAUGGCGGGGAAGAGCACUACGGGUAGUCGGCCCCUGGGACAAGGCAUGGGAGGGAGUCCCAGCACGCAUCCCGCGGUGAUUCUGCAGAACUUGGCCAGAAAUCAGCAGGCGCAGGCCGGUUGGAUGGGUGGCUCGUCGUCGAGUUUAGGCGGAUGGCAUCCUGGCUCCGGGUGGUAG